ACAGAACAACACGGCAGCGUUUUGCUUUGAGCCGGCCAGUAGAGCACACUCCUCCUUUUUUUUAAGUCCCCUCCUGUUCGGCACACACCCACGACGACCAGGAGAAAGGGAGAGAGGGGGGGAGAGCUGGACCCUGGAAGGCUGGAGGUGGGAGAGUGUCUGUCAACCCUCCCUCGAGCCCCGGCGAUUCCUCCUGCCGCCGCCAGAACCCAAUCGGUGAUAUUGAAGUGAAGACAUAUGACACCUCCUCUACCUUUUGUAUGGUAUUGACAAGAGGUACAACCACCUGAGUGAUCUUUUUGAGAAAAUGGAAGGCAGCAACCUACCUACUGGAAACAUGAUGCAAGGAAUUCCUUAUAGUAGUUUGAAUGUGCACGGUAACUCCAUGCAAAUGCAUGCUUCAAGCUCAGGAAAACAGCUAUUCAACCAAUCUCAGAUGCUAGGGAGUUUUGCAAUGCCUAUCAACAGGGCUACAGCACGUGAUAACCCUGGAUUUCAAUUUGGAGAACAUGAAAAAAAGGAUCACCACCAGCACAGUCAUUACUCUAAGGACUCCAUCAGUGAUGAGGAGCAUGAUAUGACCGAGGAUGUUACUGAUACCCAGAAUGACAAAGGCAAGAAGGGUUCAGCAUGGCAUCGGAUGAAGUGGACAGGUUCCAUGGUUAAACUUUUGAUUACCGCAGCAUCCUACACGGGGGAGGAUCCUGGGGCGGAUCAAGGCGGAAGGAGGAACAUUGCAAUAGUGCAGAAGAAGGGCAAAUGGAAAGCAAUAUCAAAGGUCAUGGGCGAAAGAGGCUGCAGUGUGUCACCACAGCAGUGCGAGGAUAAGUUCAAUGAUCUCAACAAGAGAUAUAAAAGGCUUACAGAUAUCCUUGGUCGUGGUACUGCUUGCAAUGUUGUGGAAAAUCCAGCACUUCUUGAUAGCAUGCAUCAUCUUUCUGAUAAGAUGAAAGAAGAUGCAAGGAAGAUAUUGAACUCUAAGCACUUAUUCUAUGAGCAGAUGUGUUCAUAUCAUAACAACAACCGUGUCAAUUUACCUGAAGAUCUCGCACUUCAGCACUCACUACAGGUUGCUCUUAGAUGUAAAGAGGAGCAUGAUCUGAGGAGGGAUGCAAGUGCAGAUCCUGAAGAGGGUGAGCAGAGUGCAGAUUCUGAUUACGAGGAGCAUGACGAAGAGCAUCAAACAGUUCAUACCAACUUGAGGGAUUCUUACAUGAAUAAAAGAAUGUGUCGUGCGGUGGAUCAUGGUGAUGUGGGUUUUGUCACCUCAAGCUCAAACGGUGUUAGUGGGAGGUUCAAUCCUCAUGACAUCACAUUGGGUAUCAACAAUGCUAUUCCAGGUGGAGCCAACUUGUCUUUUGCGCGGAAGGACUUGACUUCACAACAAAUAGAGUUUCAGAAACAUCGCUUGCACACCCAAGAACAAAAACUGGAAGUGGCAAAACAACGUCUCAAGUGGGAGAGAUUUAGGAUGAAGAAGGACAGGGAAAUUGAAAGGAUGACAUUGGAGAAUGAACAAAUGAUGCUUCAGCAGAAGCGUUUGGAACUUCAGCUAAGACACCAGGAGCUAGAGCUUGAGCUAAAAGGCAAUGCAAAUCAUGCAUGAUAGUUGUUUGAUCAGAGUUUUGGUUUGCAAUAUGGUCGAAGGUGGUUUUUGACAAGAGCAUGGUUGUCCAAGAAGGAACCCUCAAGACCGAUUCGAUGCAUUAGACUUGGUUUAGUGAUCUUCUGAUUGCCCGUCGUCGUUGUAACAUCCUUUGUACUCCUGGGCUUGGUCUGUUUUGUGAACCUGAAAUGAUUUUCUUUUUCUUUUUCUUGGGAGUCUUUUCUUCUUUCUAGCCAAUGGGGUGAACUUGUGUUGACUAUAGAUUAGUGCUAGAAGUCAGGGUCAGAAGGGCAUCCUACUCACCGUUGGUUGCCGUCGCAACUCUCUGCACAUUGUUUGCCUUAUAUGCAAUUCGAGGUUAUAUUUGAACCAGUCGAUUUUGUGGUGUUA
Molecule: messenger RNA, 1996 nt
Organism: Triticum aestivum (bread wheat)
Lineage: Eukaryota; Viridiplantae; Streptophyta; Magnoliopsida; Poales; Poaceae
Exons: 3
Coding region: 308-1606 (432 amino acids)
Source: RefSeq, a predicted model, not a curated record